UACUUUUCAAAGCUACAUUUCACAGCAUGGCUACAUCCUGGUCAUGUUGUUUACUAGCACUGCUUCUUUUUAUGUCUGUUAUUGUAUCAGAAAGUAGAGUGGCAAGGAAGGACUUGGGUCUGGAUCUUGGUGGGUUGGGGAUUGGAGUGGGAGCAGGGUUGGGCCUAGGCAUAGGAGGUGGCAGUGGCUCCGGAGCUGGAGCUGGAGCAGGGUCCGGUUCCGGUUCUGGUUCUAGUUCUAGUUCAGCGUCAAGUUCAGCUUCUUCAUCUUCCAGUUCUGGGUCUGGCUCUGAAGCGGGUUCUUAUGCAGGCUCGUAUGCAGGUUCCCGGGCUGGAUCAGGAUCAGGCAGAAGUCAAGGGAGGGGAGGUGGCGGUGGCCGUGGUGGUGGCGGUGGAGGAGGAGGAGGCGGUGGAGGUGGCGGCGGUUACGGUGGAGGUAGUGGUGGGGGCUAUGGCGAGGGCUAUGGACAUGGUGGGGGUUAUGGUGAAGGAGGUGGUGAUUAAGGAAAUGCUGGAAUAAAAUAUGGUUUACUCAAAUGAAAGAAAAUGAUCUUUUUAAGUGUUUUGUGUAAUAAAUAAUUAAGUAGUAGAUGGUCUCUGUACCCAAAUAAUAAACAUGUAAGGUGGUGGACCCCAUCCUGUGUGUUCUAUUGAAGAUGAAUCAGUUGGGUUUCAGUUUGAGCCAAUUUGCUAUUAGUAGUUCCUUGAUUCCAAGUCUGCCUGGCUAUUUCAUGAU
Abrus precatorius (Indian licorice) is the source of this 735-nucleotide messenger RNA. RefSeq names its product glycine-rich cell wall structural protein 2-like. The transcript has a single exon. Bases 27 to 503 code for a protein of 158 amino acids. The record is from RefSeq and is a predicted model, not a curated record. Lineage: Eukaryota; Viridiplantae; Streptophyta; Magnoliopsida; Fabales; Fabaceae.